AAUAUAAAGGAAACGGGCCUAGUGUGCGUUUUUUUUUUUUUAUCAAUACAAGACGUAUUCGUAAUUUCCUUUAUUCACUGAUCAGAUCUAUUAAAAGUAUAUGAAAUAAUUUAAGCUCAUUGCCUCAGUUUUCGUGUGUUCAUGAACAAACGAACAGAAAUUUAAUGCGAAAUUUCAAGUUGUUCGCUAUCAGAUAGGCUUCGUCAUAUUUGAUAUGUAACAUUAACAUACAGUGAGAAAAAGGGCUUAAUGUGUAAAUUGAUAUUUUUAAGAUCAGAUCGAUAAGAACUAAUAACAAAUCUCUCAUUGAGCAUUAUACGAUAUUUCUAAAUAAUCACACACAGCAUUGAAAAGUAAAUAAAUUAAAAAAGCGUAAUUAUGCGGCUCCAGCAAUCGGUGUUAUUUAUAGCGUACGCUUACUCUGUUUUUUUUAUAUUCGAAACAGAUCAAGCUCAAGGAACAACAACAGUUCGAACUGAAUUGAGGAAAAGUACACCACGAAUGGCUGGAUUAGGGAAUGUGUUGCCUGCACCGCCAUAUUGUGGUCCUGAUUUUGGGGGCGAUAAAAUUUUUUCAAAUUAUGUAGGCUUGGGCCAAUAUCCCUGGAUGGCAUUGCUAGGUUACAAAAACGACAAUGGUAACGACGAGUUCAUGUGCGGUGGUAGCCUAAUAAAUCAACGUUACGUUUUAACAGUUGCUCAUUGCGUUAUCGAUAAUUUUGGAAAGAAAGGAAAUGGACUUUCCAAAAUACGUUUAGGUGAACAUGAUCUAAAUCAGGAAAUGGAUUGCGAAUAUAAAGAAUGUAGCGAUAAGCCUAGAGAUUUAAAUUAUGAAGAUAUAAUAAUAUAUCCAGACUACGAUCAUCAAAGUCAUCAGAAUGACAUUGCUUUAAUUCGAUUAGCCGAUAAUGUUAAUUUCACGCUGUUCGUACUGCCGAUAUGCCUGCCUUUAACGGAAACACGUAUGAAUAUAAGUGGAGGGGAAUUUUUAACCGCCGCCACUUGGGAUCGAUUAGAUGGAAAUGCCAAGGUGAAACGCCAUAGGAGGGUAUCUGUUGUCGAGCAUACAGAUUGUGUCAAUAGAUAUCGGGAGCAUGAUUUUCAGUUAACAGCUUCACAGAUUUGUGCUGCCAGUGAUGUUUCCAAAGAUACCUGUGCUGGCGAUUCCGGCAAUCCUUUAAUGCGCAACGCUUACACAACUGAUUCGCAUCACUGGUACUUAGAAGGUCUUUUGUCAUUUGGCUAUCGUUGCGGUUUCCAAGGUUGGCCCAUUGUUUAUACACGAGUUGCUGAUUAUGUCGAUUGGAUACAGCAAAACAUAAAAGAAUAGACAAACGUGGCUGCCUAUGCUUUAAAUUGACAAAAUAUUGCUUUUUCCUCAAAUUGUCGCAGAUAGAAAAACCAACGAGCAACGCAAGGAAGU
This is a messenger RNA of Glossina fuscipes, 1422 nucleotides long. Its product is annotated as serine protease 7-like. The coding region runs from base 379 to 1329 and encodes 316 amino acids. The record is from RefSeq and is a predicted model, not a curated record. The transcript has 4 exons. NCBI's taxonomy places the organism in Eukaryota, Metazoa, Arthropoda, Insecta, Diptera, Glossinidae. Gene Ontology annotation, molecular function: serine-type endopeptidase activity. Gene Ontology annotation, biological process: proteolysis.